Molecule: messenger RNA, 4176 nt
Organism: Biomphalaria glabrata
Lineage: Eukaryota; Metazoa; Mollusca; Gastropoda; Planorbidae
Product: ETS-related transcription factor Elf-1-like
Exons: 9
Coding region: 276-1682 (468 amino acids)
Biological process (GO): cell differentiation; regulation of transcription by RNA polymerase II
Cellular component (GO): nucleus
Molecular function (GO): DNA-binding transcription factor activity, RNA polymerase II-specific; sequence-specific DNA binding
Source: RefSeq, a predicted model, not a curated record
UCUACCAGGCUGUAAAAAUAUCUUAAUCGUCAAGUAAACUAAAGGCUUGAUAAAAAAAAGGUUAUCACAUGAACAGAAAAUGUUCAAAUACUACUCACGAGUGUUCUCCGGAGUGCGUAGAGCAUGUUUCUUUCAUGUGGAUAAUAGUUAAAUAAUUCUCUUAUACAAGCCUCUUUGAGAGUGAAGACCUAGCCAGCUGCAAGAUCAAGAUUUCAAUCUCCAUCUAUCCAACAAUUGGAUCACAGUGAACAUCUGCAUACAUAGACCUCAUUACAAUGUCGUAUCUGGAUAUUCCGGAUUUUCUCACUCUCAAGUAUCUGUCUGACAUGAAUCUAAGGAUUGAGACAAAGCCUCUCCAUUGCACACUACUGAGGACGUCAACCAGUAACUUCAACUAUCAGACUUCAGUUGAUGCCAACGUGUUCCACGAACAUAGCUAUAACAACCAGAGCUCUGAGAGCCAGGACUUUCUCUUUCAAGAACCUCCGUGUAAACGAGGGAAUACCGUGUCCCCACUUUUCCCAGUGACUUACCGUGACCACCACCGGUCAGCGUCCUCGUCUUCGUGUUCAGGGUCAGACUUUUUGUCCCCGGUCCAGUCCAGCCCACCAACGUCGUCGUGUUCACAGGAGCCUUUCUUCGCCUACCCCGGCAGCCAUCCAUCCACGAAGCAGCGUUCGCAAGGCUCAUACCCUCGCCAGUUCAGCCACACCGAAAGGCAGCACUGCUGCCCGGGCACCUCCCUCUUCACCGACAAAUGCUCCCUCAGUAGCCUCAGUGACGACCUGUGCGCUGACCUGGCCGACAUAGACAUCGAAUUUUCCCACACAGCCAUGAACAACGAGCAGCUGUUGCCUUCCAUUGACACUUUCUGCCCGAGCCAGUACAUCCAAGCCUACGAUGACCCGUUCCAGCAACAAAGUUUGCUCGAGAUAAGUGACAACAUCAGUGACAGUGGAGUCAGUAGAAGCGACAGUCGAAGCAGCGACGAAGAGGAGCCCAGCCCUUACAUCAAUUUAACUUCAUUUUCUGACUUCUAUCCUGAUGAAUAUUAUAAUAAUUCUGAAUUCCACACAGAAAACGAGGUUUAUGAUAGUCCCUUUGAAUUUGGUUCCUUCCCCCCAACUACAUAUAUCCCACGCUAUCAAGACCAACAGCAGAACUCACCUCCCAGUGAAGAUGAUGGCUUUUAUGAGGACUGCCCUCCCAGCAUUCCAGAUGCGGCCUCAUUACCACUCUUUGAUCAGCUUCAGAAAUCUGAGACAAGAUGUGCUUCUGAGAGGAGGAGAAUUUCAACGAGUUCUAACAAGAAAAAACAUAUUACACGUGACUCCCCAUGUUUAGAAAAAGAGAGACGAAAGCCUGGCAGAAAACCAGGACAAGUAUCUAAUGUAUUACAUCUGUGGGAGUUCAUGAGAGAUUUAUUAAGAAGCCCUAACAACCAGGGUAUCAUUGAAUGGAUAUCAAAACCAGAAGGUGUGUUUCGAGUGGUGAACUCUUCUGAAGUGGCUCGUCUCUGGGGGGAAAAGAAGAAAAACAAGAAGAAGAUGACCUAUGAAAAACUCAGCAGAUCUCUCAGGUAUUCAAGGCUCGAAGGCUAUUUCUCUGAUCUCCCCAAAGACAAAAAUUAUCCUAAAAAGUUGUGCUUCAAAUUUGGUCCCAAAUCCAACAAUUGGCACUAAAGACUUCAACUCCACACUCAGCGUUCAUUCCUCAAGCAACAUUUCAUUCUGAUGAUCACAUUACAAUCUCACAAGAUCUGUUACAUAAUAUUUUUUUAUGUACAUAAAAAAACUACUCCUCAAUCGUACGUGUACUGUCAUUGUAAGUGUUAACAUGAAAUGUUCUAUUGUGUGUGAUGAUCAGUAGAGAUGAGCAACGACCUUUAGUGUUCAGUUGGCUUCAAAUGUUUCUUGAUAGCUUAGUUUAGAGGAGGUAAACAGUUUGUUAAUCAUUAUGAUGCUCAUUGUAUAUAAUCUAUAUUCCAUUAUAUUUUUUUAUUGGUCAUAUAUUUUUUUGAGAUGUAAAUCGACAAGAACUUAUAUCAAGUACAAUGAUACUUCUGUAAUGCAUGUACAUAGAAUAAUUUUUGUUCCAUCUGCUUAUUGCACGCGGUGCAUGUGUUUGCAUAAUUGUUUCAUUAAUACGGUAAGAAAGCAUUAUAAAGGAGUUUGUUAACUUACAGUCUAUACAAAGUCCCUCUACCAUAAUGUAUCUUUGCUGCUAUUGUCAGCUAUAGCUGUAUUAAUCCUAUUUUUUUCACUAAGCAUUUGCUUGUGUUUGUAGAAAGAAUAUUUUUUGUUGACAAGGCUAAUCUUUGGAGGCUAGUUCAAUAGACACUUUCACGUAAUGUUGACUUUUAUAAUCUUGUUCUAGUUCUUCCUUCCAUGUGUUUGCUUCUCACUGGCAUAAAAUAUUCGUAUAAAUAUUAGAUGUUUUGUGCCAUAUCUUAUAAGGAUGAAUUUUAGUUGGGGACAUAGUAUGAUUUUAAUAUCUGUAGAUUUUUAUUUUUUUGUUCCAAAAUCCAAUUGUUAACAUUCUUUUUCGACAUUGUGAUAUUAUACAUUCGACUUCCCAAAUUUUUACCUUUUAAAAAUCGAUAAGCUAAACAAUAGAAAUAAAAUUCUGUUGAGUGUGUGCUUUUGUUACUUCUAGCCUGAUUCUGAUACUGUGUUAAAGAGUUUCCUUUAUGAUGUACAGUCCGUUGUGUACGGAUGGAGAUGAUACAGAAAAGUACAUAUGUUUGUUCAUUUAGCCUGUGAUUAUUUAAAACAAUGUAGAUAUAACUUCCCAGCUGCCAUGAUGUUAUGUGUGUCUGUUUAGCUUUUUCAAUAAAGUUAUAGCUGCUGUGAGUUGUAAGUUAAGUAUGUGUUAUCAAAACAAAAACUUGUUUUAAAGUGUUCAUAAAUAUUAUACAAAAUAAAUUUAUAUAUAUUUAUCUAUUGUUUUCAUGUGGGCUGGCUGCAACAAGAGAUGAUCGAAGAGUCACAAGUGGUAUUGUUUUAUUUAUUUCAAAGACUUGCAUGUAAAUAUUAACCUAUUGCGAAACAUUUUCUAUUAGUAGAAAACCACCCCAACGCAUAAUAUUACUUAAUUGUACACUGUUAUUACUCUUUGCAAGAUGUAUGUAGUGUUUCUUUUUUAAAUUCACAAAAGCCGAAGAAGCAUUAGUUGCGUAGAUACUCUUUGAUAAAAAAAGGUUUCCCUUUAUUUAAAUAAUUAACCAAUAAUAUUGUUACAUGAAUAUGUCCUUUCGUGUAAUAGAAAUCUGUCUUCACAAGUUGAGAUAGGUUUACGUAGCUACAAAAUGUUUGAUGUCCAAACCUUCCCAUGGUUCUAUGCAAUCAUCUCCUGAACUGUAUUUUUUAUAUCUCUAUAUUUGUAUAUUGUCUUUAUCAUGUCAUACUAAUACAUUCCAUUCAGCCAUCUAUGAACUUCCAGCUGCCUUCUUCCAGUUUCUUUUCUUUUUUUCUUCAAUAAGUUUUUGUUCUGCUUUUAAAAUAAUUUAUUAUUUUGACUUGUUCCUGCCCCCCACCCUCAACUGACGCACUCUUUUAAAAAAUGUUUUUUUUUUUACUAUUGAACAUAAAUUAAAAUAAAUUUAUGCUGUAUAAAUUUAUUUUAAUUUAUGUUAUGUCUGGAAUAAGAGAGGAUUGCAGAAAAAAGAUUAGCAUCACAAUGAGCUAAUACAUUAGUGUCAGUGAGUGAAUGAGCUUGCUUGCCAAGGGCUGCAGCUGAUCACCAAGCCUUUGUUUUAUUUAUUUGUAGUGGAGUUCUUUCCCUCCACCUCAUUUGUUGCUUUAUUGUCAUACCUAUUUUGUGUUUCAACUUUACAUUCAUUUAUAAUCCAUCUAUAAAUGUUUUUUUUUUUGGUUUUUGUUCUGUUUUUUUCUUCUUUUGUUAAAUCUUCAAAAAAAACUAAAUAUAUACAUACUGGUAUAUAUAUAUAUAUAUAUAUCAUUUGAAAAAAAUUGCUUGUAGCCCUCACAUCCCAAUGAUAUUCUUUUGUUAACAUUUUGUUCUCUACCAUGUGUCAGUGUGAUCCAGUGCUCAUUUAGAUGACUGCUUCUGCCUUUGAUAAAUAAUGUCUUGUUUGUUCUUAUUCUUCUAUAUUCAAAUAUAACAAGAAAAAUUGUUUAAAAAAAAAAAAAAGCAGCAAAUAAAAAGUUAAAAUGA